UACAAUUCUCUUCUCAAUUGAAUCCAAUACUUCUAUUUUUGGAAUAGUUCUUUCAAUGAUUGCUUUUGCUAUAUACAAAUUGCACAUGUAUGAUGUAUUUCGUGUUGCUAAAAUCACAAUUUCUAGUUUAUAAAUGUGGAUUUAGGUUUUUUUGGUUUGUGUAAGGAGGUAGCAAAAUAAUUGACCUAUGUAUACUAGAAGUACUGUUUGAGGUGAACUUACAAUAAUUUGAUUUUUUUGUUAUUGUUACCUCCAUUUUGGUAAUUUAACAAAUGAAGAGGGUUGUGGCUGGUAUUUAAGUAUUUUGGAGAAGGUUGGGUGGUGGAGGAAGGGUUUUAAGCUAGUUUAUAUAGUCCACUUGGCGGCGAAGAAUCGAAGAUUUAAGAUGGGUUGCCUCUAAAGGGUUGAAGAAAGGAUGUUUAUAGAGUGAUCAAGUUUGGUUUAUGGAAAAUAUGUGCAACUUCCAAUAUGUCCUGUUGUUUCUUUGCUUGUUUGAUGUGAAUGUACUGAUAUGCUUAUUUGGGUAGGAAAGAUGAUUCACUAGGAUAAAGUUGAAGAAGAAAUAUUCAAGAAUCAUUGGUUUCUGCUUAGGUUUUUGUGUAUGAGAAGUAAUAUAUAAUUGCUUCUUGCAUUUCUUACUACGUAUUAGACGAUAAGUUGAUGUACAAAGAAUGAAAUAAUGUACACUGAGCCUCUACGGAAAGGAAAUCUAGCUUCAAGGGGCGUUCUUUUACCGGUAGGCCGUGUUUGCCUUGUUCUGGCAGCAGAGCAAGUGCAUCACCUAGUCUAAGGGCAUGUUUGGUAUAAACUUAGGAAAGGAAAUGGAAAGAGAUAAAUAAGAAGGGGAAAGGGUGGUGUUAGUUAUUACCAAUAUUAGUUGUUUGGUUUACAUUAGGAAAUGAAUCACUUGUAACAAAUUGAGGAUGGUAACAAUGUUGUUACCAUAGGGUAGGGAGAGGUAACGAAUGGUGGUAAUGGUUACCCUUAGGAAAUGGAUUGUGUUACCACUCCUCAGUCCUCUCAUAACAAACAUUAGAUAAUGUAAAUAGUUAAUUGAUUCUAUUUCCAUCACUUAAAAACUCUACACCAAACAUGCUCUAAUUCUUUAUAUGAUGGAGAACGUGCAGAGUAGAGUAGGUUUUUCGGAAAGAUUGAAGAAAGAAUGAUUAUAAAAUGAUCAAAAUCCUCUUUACAUAUAAGGAUCUUCAAUCUACUAGCUAGGAAAUCUGCAAGUUUUAGCAUAUGAAGAAGAAAGGAGGGUUUAAAGGAUGGAGAAACUCUUAUACCUUAUUUAAGUGGUUUCUGGGACAUCAAAAUCAUGUUGUGCUUGGUUCUAAGUGAGGCAUAGUGAAUACAAUUUUGUUGCGUACUUACUACAUACUACAUUAUACUUUUCUCUUUAGUGGGAUAUUUCCAUAUAUUCCAACAACUUCCUGUCAAAAUCAUCAUAUUUGAACUACUUUCUCUUAAGUUUUAGAACAAACCAGGCUUAUAUUUUAAAUGGUCAUAUACAGAUGUAACGAGGAGCGUGGAACCAAAACAUCUAGUCUUACGUACCCCGUGCUAAUUUAAUCGAGCAUGUGCUUGGAAAUUACUGAUUUUUUUUUUUCUGAACUUCAUGCAUCAAUGAACUGUAGAGAAAUCCGAGGUUCAUUAUAAUGCAUGUGAAAGUUUGUCAUAAUAAUAUGAUGCAAAAGAGGAGAAAGGGAAUUAAGUUCAUGUGUAACCGGAGAAGGAAGUAGGACAGAGAUAUAUGUAGGUGGCUGGAAAUUUUACAACUUGCAUAUAUUAUGCUGUUUCAAACUUUUACCAAACAUUAAUCAAGCACAUGGAAAAGAGUAGGUCAUCCAUGAACUCUAACAUGAACCAAUCUGACCUUUCCCACUAGUAGGUCAACUAUUAUUAUUAUUAGUCCCACUACUCCAUUACCCUAUAAGUUUUCAUUAAACAAAUGUUAAUCUUGAUUAUUUUUACAUGGCUGAUAAGUUUUUCUCUUUUGCUUUUUGUGCCAUUCGAAUUUGGUCAGUUUAGAAGCCAUGUUUGAUCUUGGUCAGUUUUUACUUUCAUUACUACUCAUCCUUCUAUCUUAUAUUGUUUUACUCUAUAUCCACAAAUUCUUUACCCCGAGUAAUAAUAAUAAUAAUCUCCCUAAAUCCUACCCUAUAAUUGGUCAUUUAUUUGCUGCGAGCCAGCAAAAGGAUCGAUUCCAAUGGAUCACAAAACUCCUCAUUUCUUCCCCGACUUCCACCUUCAUUCUCCACCGUCCGUUCGGUGUUAAGAGUAUCCAAACCGCUGAUCCAACGGUCGUUGAACACAUCCUCAAAACACGUUUCGCUAUUUACCAAAAGGGCCCUUUUCAAAAGGGUGUUUUAAAGGACCUUUUAGGUGAUGGAAUAUUCAAUGCUGAUAAUGAAACUUGGAAGUUUCAAAGACAAGUUGCUAGCUAUGAAUUCAACACCAAAUCUUUGCGAAAAUUCGUGGAGAAUGUCGUUGAAUCCGAGCUCUCGAACCGGCUUUUGCCUAUGUUAUCGGAGGCUGCAAAAAAUGGGACAGUUCUUGAUCUCCAAAACAUACUUCAGAGGUUUGCUUUUGACAAUAUUUGCAAGAUAGCUUUUGGGUAUGACCCUGAAUAUUUACUACCUUCUUUACCAGAAGCUAAAUUUGCAGUAGCAUUUGAAGAAGCUGUAACAAUCAGUACAAAAAGAUUCCAAGCUUUUUUCCCUAUUCUGUCAAAAAUUGGUAAAUUUCUGAAUAUUGGGUCUGAAAAAAGGCUCAAAAAAGCUGUUUUGGAGAUCCGGGAAUUCGCUAAUUCCCUUGUUAGGAAGAAGAAACAGGAAAUGAUGAAAAAUUCAGAGGAUACUUCACAAGAAACAGAGGAUUUGUUAUCAAGGUUCUUAAAAUCUGGACUUUCGGAUGAGAAAUUUGUGACUGACAUUGUUAUCAGCUUCAUUCUUGCAGGAAGAGACACCACAUCAGCAGCUUUAACAUGGUUUUUCUGGCUUUUGCAUAAGAACAAAUCAGUUGAAGAAGAGAUACUAAAAGAGAUAAAACACAAGGGAAAACAGAGGAAACAGAGGAAAGAAAAAUCAUCUGUGUUUGAAGAAGUUAAAGACAUGGUUUAUAUCCAUGCUGCUUUGUGUGAGAGCAUGCGGCUGUACCCACCGGUAGCGGUUGACCUCAAAGAAGCUGCGGCCAAUGACGUGUUGCCAGGUGGAAUACCGGUGAAAAAGGGUACGAGGGUGAGUUACCACCCUUAUGCUAUGGGGAGGUUGGAGAAGCUGUGGGGCCCGCAUUGGGCCGAGUAUCGGCCCGAGCGGUGGCUGGAAUUGGAGGGGAAAAGAAGUGUAGUAGUAGGAGAAGGAGAUAGGAAAUGGAGGUUUGUGGCCCGUGACCCGUAUUCUUACCCGGUAUUUCAAGCCGGGCCACGGGUUUGCCUUGGUAAGGAGAUGGCGUUCUUGCAGAUGAAGAGGGUGGUAGCUGGUGUGUUGGAGAGGUUUCGGGUGGUUCCGGUGGUGGAAGACGGGUUUGAGCCGGUUUAUGUUCCUCAAUUGACGGCGAAGAUGCGUGGUGGUUUGCCGGUAAGGAUUGAAGAAAGAACGGGGAAUUCGAGUGAUUAAACUGAUAAGGUUUCAAUUGUGUAAAAAUAUGUGCAACUUUUUAGCAAGAAUCUGGGUUAAUUAAAUUGUAAAGUACAAAUUGCAUGAAGUUUAGUUAUGGAAAUGCAAAUUUUGUGUCAUUCUGAAUAA
This is a messenger RNA of Spinacia oleracea (spinach), 3746 nucleotides long. Its product is annotated as cytochrome P450 94A2-like. The record is from RefSeq and is a predicted model, not a curated record. The transcript has a single exon. The coding region runs from base 2037 to 3617 and encodes 526 amino acids. NCBI's taxonomy places the organism in Eukaryota, Viridiplantae, Streptophyta, Magnoliopsida, Caryophyllales, Amaranthaceae. Gene Ontology annotation, molecular function: heme binding; iron ion binding; oxidoreductase activity, acting on paired donors, with incorporation or reduction of molecular oxygen.